AUGGCCUCACUUCCUUUCCCGCGCCGCUUCCAGAGCCAGGAUCAGUUGGAUGCGGUGCGGCGCCUUAUGGGGUGGACCACGCCGGCGAACGCCGGGAAGGUCCGCCUAGGAGACCGUAUCAACACCGUCUCCGCCCGCUACGCCGAGGAGCGUGCCGAGCUAGUGGCGGGGCGCGAGCUCCUGCGGGAGGAGCUAGAGCAGGCACGCGUCCGGGAGGCGGCGGCGCUUCAGCGGGAGAAGGCGACCGUGCGGCGGGAAGUGGCAGCCCUUGAGGGGCUGAAGGCCGUGGAGGAGUUGAAGGAGGCGGUAGCAGACAGGGAGCGGGUCGCCCGAGAACUGGCGGCUGAGGCCAGGAAGGCGUCAGCAGCGGUCGAGGCGGAAAAGGCCGACCUCGCAGAUUUGGCGGCGGCUGUGGCAAAGAAAGAAGAAUUGCUGGCCGCCCGUGCACAGCAGCUGACUACUGAGGAAGUCGUGGGAACCUUUGGGAGACCCGAUGAGCUGCUACUGGCAGGGUCAGGUUGUCACGAUGCCGUCGCCGCCGACCUGGUGGGUGACCAGCUGCUGAUAGACGACAACAUAGAGAACCUCAAGAAGGCGCAUGACUUUGCCAUGAGUGUGAUCGCUCACUCCCGGAAACAAAAAGAAGAAAUGAGGGCCAUUGCCUGUGACCGCAAGGAACUUGCUGCCCUGAGAAGGCGCCUUGAAGAUGAGAAGAUGGAGAAUGUGAAUCUUGAGAAGGAGGAAGAAGAGCGGAUCAGGAAGAGGCAAUGGGAUGUGGAGGCGCUGGUGGAGUACGAAAUUGGAGAGGAGGAGCGGCGGAGGAUAACGGUGGUGGACAGUGGAGCUCCGGCGAAUUAG
This is a messenger RNA of Panicum hallii, 858 nucleotides long. Its product is annotated as translation initiation factor IF-2-like. The transcript has 5 exons. Lineage: Eukaryota; Viridiplantae; Streptophyta; Magnoliopsida; Poales; Poaceae. The record is from RefSeq and is a predicted model, not a curated record. Bases 1 to 858 code for a protein of 285 amino acids.